This is a messenger RNA of Daktulosphaira vitifoliae (grape phylloxera), 980 nucleotides long. RefSeq lists its product as uncharacterized. The coding region runs from base 47 to 841 and encodes 264 amino acids. Lineage: Eukaryota; Metazoa; Arthropoda; Insecta; Hemiptera; Phylloxeridae. The record is from RefSeq and is a predicted model, not a curated record. The transcript is spliced from 3 exons.
CAUUUUCAAAUACAACGAAGAAAUUAAUCAAAAACUAGAUUCAUUUAUGUGGGAAAUAAACAAGCGAAGUAUAAUCGAAAUAAUUAAAAUUCAAACCAGUAAACUAGAUAAUAAUAUAUCUUUAAUAAAUGAUACGGUCUAUGCUAAAUAUACCAGAAUACAACUAAGCAAUCUUGAGAAUUUGUCUUUAUGGAGAUAUGUCAAAGAAGAACUUGUUCAAUCGUAUUUUCCUACACUGCCCAAUACAGCAAUAAACGAUUUCAUUCUUAAUUCAACAAUGCACAGGAUAGAUAUUAAAUUCACUCUUAAAAAAGCAAUAAAAAUCAUGUGUGAUCGAAUUUUUAAGUUUGCGAUUUUGCUAAUGGUAUAUGCCUAUGAGGCACUGAGAAUUGAUUAUUGUAAAACACUAUAUUGGGACCAAUUCAUAAAUAAUUUUAAAAAAUUGGGUGAUGCACUAUAUCUUUUGGAUGGAGACGAAAAAUUACGAAUAGGAUUAGAUAAAAUUAAUGAAGGACUUAAUAAUGAUAUUAAAUAUGCAUUUAAUGGAUGUGCUACAAUGUGUGUUUUUCAAAAAUUAGUAAAUAAUUAUGCAGAGUAUUUCUUUACGCCCCAAGAAAUUGAAAAUUUAAAAAAAAACUUUAGAUGUAAUAAUAUUAAGAAUGACCACAUUCUAUCACAAAAUGGAUUAGAUAAAAUAUUUAAAGGAUUUUCGAAACCUCACGGAGACAAUGAGACAUACAAAUUUAAACUGAUAUGUGAGAAGGAAUUAGAGGAAAAAUUUCAGCAUAUUUUUAUGUUAAUUGACGCAGAAUUCGAAAGAAUUAACAUAAUAGAUUUGUAAUAUUUGAUAACUUUUUUAGUAUGGUAGAUAUUUAUUUUCCAAAAAUAUUUAUAGUAAUUCAAUUACGAUCGUAAUCAAUAAUUUAUUCAACCAUUUUAAAAUUAAUAAAAGACAAAAAAAAUAAUAAUAAUAAAUGUUU